Oxyura jamaicensis (ruddy duck) is the source of this 2245-nucleotide messenger RNA. RefSeq names its product solute carrier family 38 member 3 (gene SLC38A3). Lineage: Eukaryota; Metazoa; Chordata; Aves; Anseriformes; Anatidae. Gene Ontology annotation, biological process: asparagine transport; L-glutamine transport; amino acid transmembrane transport. Gene Ontology annotation, molecular function: L-asparagine transmembrane transporter activity; L-glutamine transmembrane transporter activity; L-histidine transmembrane transporter activity. The record is from RefSeq and is a predicted model, not a curated record. The coding region runs from base 579 to 2111 and encodes 510 amino acids. The transcript is spliced from 16 exons.
GUGGCAGGGACGGUGGGGGGUGGCGGUGGUGGUGGCAGGGGACGGUGUGGGGCAGCGGGGCCGUGCCCCGGCUGCCAGCCUGCCCCAGAAAGCGGUCCUGUGCCGUUUCCCAGCGGGGCGGGGAGGGCUGGGCUCGCACAGAGGCAGCUUUGUGCCGCUUGCCAAGGCGUCCCCGCUCGGCAGCCCGGCCGCCAUCCCCUGCCAAGGACUCGUCUCACAGCCCCGCGCUUUCCUGCUCCGCUUGCCAGCCCUGACGUGCCCCCGAGCCCCCCUGCCGCAGCGCCCGGCAGUGGUGGCAGCAGGGGGUCCCCAAGCUCCCCGCCCUGUCCCACGCCGCCUCCCCCGAACCACCAGUGCUGGGAGGGGAAACUGAGGCUGGGCGCCAAGCCCUGCAGGGGAGGCUGGGCCACCUGAGCCGGGAGGUCCCAGUCACUGCAGGGAUGUGCCGGGGUGCCCGUCCCUGCUGACGUGGCCCCCGCGGGGACCCCACCACCAGGCCCUGCAGCUCCCACCCGGAGCCGGACCCCGCGUCUCGCCCAGCCUCGAGGAGCCCCACGGCCGCAUCCCUGCCGCCCGCCAUGGAGGCCCCGGAGCUGCCCGUGCAGGCAGAGAUGGUGGAGCUGGUGCCCAACGGGAAGCACGCGGCCGCGCUCGGCACCACCGCCCUCCCCUCGCUGGCGGGUGACAGGUUUGACGAGAACCAGCGCAGCGCGGAGAUGGAGGAGUUCCUGCCCCACGGCGCUGAGAAGAAGCAGACGCACUUCACCGACUUUGAAGGCAAGACGUCGUUUGGGAUGUCCGUCUUCAACCUGAGCAACGCCAUCAUGGGCAGCGGCAUCCUGGGGCUGGCGUACGCCAUGGCCAACACCGGCAUCGUGCUCUUCCUCUUCCUCCUGACGGCCGUGGCCCUGCUCUCCAGCUACUCCAUCCACCUCCUGCUGAAGUCCUCGGGCAUCGUGGGCAUCCGUGCCUACGAGCAGUUGGGCUACCGAGCCUUCGGCACGCCGGGCAAGCUGGCCGCGGCCAUCGCCAUAACGCUGCAGAACAUCGGAGCUAUGUCCAGCUACCUGUACAUCGUCAAGUCCGAGGUGCCCCUCGUCAUCCAGACCUUCCUCAACCUGGAGGAGAAGACCGCGGACUGGUACCUGAACGGGAACUACCUGGUGAUCCUGGUCUCCAUCACCGUCAUCCUGCCCCUGGCCCUCAUGAAGCAGCUGGGCUACCUCGGCUACGCCAGCGGCUUCUCCCUCAGCUGCAUGGUCUUCUUCCUCAUCUCGGUCAUCUACAAGAAGUUUCAGAUCCCCUGCCCUCUCCCCGAGCAAGGGGGGAACGGCACGGGCGGCCUCAACUACACGGCAGCCAGCGGCAGCGGGCACUGGGACGGCUCCGAGAGCCUGCAGCCCCCCGAGGCGGGCGCCUGCACCCCCAGCUUCUUCACCCUCAAUUCCCAGACGGCCUACACCAUCCCCAUCAUGGCCUUCGCCUUCGUGUGCCACCCCGAGGUGCUCCCCAUCUACACGGAGCUGAAGGACCCCUCCAAGAAGAAGAUGCAGUGCAUCUCCAACAUCUCCAUCGCCGUCAUGUACCUCAUGUACUUCCUGGCCGCCCUCUUUGGCUACCUCACGUUCUACGGGCGCGUGGAGUCGGAGCUGCUGCACACCUACAGCAGGGUGGACCCCUUCGACGUGCUGAUCCUCUGCGUGCGGGUGGCCGUGCUGACGGCCGUCACGCUCACCGUGCCCAUCGUCCUCUUCCCGGUGCGCCGGGCCAUCCAGCAGAUGCUGUUCCAUGGCAAGAACUUCAGCUGGAUCCGCCACGUCGCCAUCGCCGUGGUCUUGCUGACCUUCAUCAACCUCCUGGUCAUUUUUGCCCCCUCCAUCCUCGGCAUCUUUGGCAUGAUCGGUGCCACCUCUGCCCCCUGCCUCAUCUUCAUCUUCCCGGCCAUCUUUUACAUCCGCAUCAUGCCCAAGGACAAGGAACCCCUGCGCUCCACCCCCAAAAUCCUGGCAGCCUGCUUCGCUCUCCUCGGGGUGCUCUUCAUGAUCAUGAGCCUGAGCUUCAUCAUCAUCGAUUGGGCCACGGGGGGGGGCAGGAGUGGCGGCAGCCACUAGCCACCCUGGCUGCCCACCCUGACCCCCCCAACCCUGCCAGGACCCCCCCGGGGCCCCCACCUUUGCCUCCUGCCCUUGCCCUUGGCUGGGGGGAGGCACGAGACACGGCCAGCAUCGGGGACCCCAGCCCGUGC